This is a messenger RNA of Xyrauchen texanus (razorback sucker), 2115 nucleotides long. RefSeq names its product high-affinity lysophosphatidic acid receptor-like. The transcript is spliced from 2 exons. Gene Ontology annotation, molecular function: G protein-coupled receptor activity. Gene Ontology annotation, cellular component: membrane. Gene Ontology annotation, biological process: G protein-coupled receptor signaling pathway. Lineage: Eukaryota; Metazoa; Chordata; Actinopteri; Cypriniformes; Catostomidae. The coding region runs from base 240 to 1367 and encodes 375 amino acids. The record is from RefSeq and is a predicted model, not a curated record.
GUGUGUGUGUGUGUGUGUGUGUGUUUAGGAUUAUGGAGGUAUCUUGGUUCUAAGAUUAAUUCUGCACUAUCCUUAGCAAAGCACAACCCUGAGUAACUAUGGCAACAGCAGCAUCCUCUGAAUUUUUACAAUGUCUUCAGUGUGGAGAGUAAUACACUCAAAGGCUGCUGACAGGACCAUGGCAAAGGUUUGAGUAUGAGUUUUCAUCCUUGGAUGGAUGAUACCUGGUAACAGCUGCCAUGUUUGAAUGUAAUGGCAGCUCACUGGAGGGGUGUGGCCUUCUUGAGCCAAUGGAAACUGAGAUACAAGAGUCUGAGACUCCCCUUAUGCCCAUCACUCUCAGGGUGGCACUGGCUGCCAUCAUGAUCUUCAUGAUCACCAUUGGUUUUCUUGGCAAUGCCAUAGUGUGUCUGAUUGUUUAUCAAAAACCAGCAAUGCGUUCAGCAAUUAAUCUACUCCUGGCCACGUUAGCAUUCUCCGACAUCAUGCUGUUGCUGUUGUGCAUGCCUUUCACUGCCGUUACUCUGGCGACAACGGACUGGAGCUUCGGAGUUGGAUUCUGCCAUGUGUCGGUUAUGCUUUACUGGCUAUUUGUUCUGGAGGGUGUGUCUAUCCUUCUUAUCAUCAGUGUUGAUCGCUUCCUCAUCAUAGUUCAACGGCAAGACAAGCUGACACCCCAUCGGGCAAAAAUUCUCAUUGCAGCAUCAUGGGCUCUGUCACUCUGUGUAUCCCUACCAUCUGUGGUGGGCUGGAGGACGGCUGGGAUUGGGGCUCAAGUACCGCAGUGCAUUCUCGGAUAUAGUGAAUCGCUGGCGGACCGAGGAUACACAGUGCUACUGGCAGUAGCUGUAUUUUUUGUGCCAUUCAGUGUGAUGUUGUAUUCAUACCUGUGUAUUCUAAACACAGUUCGGCGCAAUGCACUCCGCAUCCACAAUCAUAACAGUGAAGGCAGUGUUGCGAUCAACCAAGUCAGCAAAUUAGGUUUAACUGGUCUGCAGCGCCCCCAAGUGAACGUGGACAUGAGUUUCAAAACCAGGGCUUUUACCACCAUCCUCAUCCUUUUUAUUGGCUUUUCUGUGUGCUGGUUGCCACAUACAGUAGUGAGUUUGCUGGCAGUGUUUAGUAGGCAGUUCUGCCUCAGCCCAGCCUUUUACCCGAUCAGCAUCGGGGCACUCUGGCUGAGUUACCUAAAAGCAGUCUUCAACCCGGUGAUUUACUGCUGGAGAAUCCGAAAGUUUCGUGAGGCCUGCUUGGAGUUUAUGCCCAAGACCUGUCAGCUCUGUCCCAAGAUUCCUAGAAGAAGUCGCAGGCGGAUAAGACCCAGCAACAUUUAUGUGUGCAGCAGUGAAACACAGUCUUCCGUCUAAGAAUUUCCAUCUUAUAUUUAAAGGAAUUGGUCACCCAAAACUGUUCUGUUCUUUUGUUGAACACAAAUAAAGAUUAUUUUAGAAGGGCAUCUGAUGUUUAUAUCCAUACAAUUCAAGUCAAUGGGUUCCAAAUCUCUCAAGCUCCAAAAGAACAAAAAGGCAGCAUAAAGGUAAUGUCUGCAAUGUCUCGAGUGGUUUAAUCCAUGUCUAAUGGAGCAAUACGAUUGUGUCAGGUGCAAUCAAGUGUAAUUGAGCUUCUAUCAUGAAUGCAACAAGUAGACUGCGUUACAUUUUUGUCUGUUUCUCACCCAAAAGUGAUUGUAUCCCUUAAAGACAUGGAUUAAACCAAUCGAUCUUUAUGCUGCCUUAAUGUUCUUUUUGGAGCCCAUUGGCUUGAUAUGGACAAUUGAAUUUUAAGCAUAGAAACACUUCAUAUAUCAAUCAAAAUAUCUUUGUUUGUGUUCCACAGAUGAAAGAAAGUCAUACAAGUUUGAGACAGCAUAAGGGUGAGUAGAUGAUGAGAGAAUUAUAAUUUUUGGGUGAACUAUUCCUUUAAAAUGACCAAGCUAAGAACGGUUUGUUUGUAUGUGUGUUUAAAUCAAAGUUUUGAUAUGACACGUUACACCAGCAAUGGUAUUUACUGGCAUAGGUUGGUUUUAAAGGACUGUAUUUGAAAUCCCAUGGAGAUGGGGAUUUGAACGGAAUACUUAACAAAUUAAAAUACACUAGCAAUAUACACUUAUAUUCC